AUGACACUGGCUCAGUCCUUGCGCCUGGUCCACAGCUGUGGUCUGGACCUCACUGAGCGAUUCCCAAACUGCGGCUCCAACACGGCAGGACCAGACCUGCUGGGGGUGGGGUGGGGUGGGGGUGGGGGUGGGGGGGGGGGGGGGGGGGCAGAGCUCGGCCGUGGCACCCUGGUACCCGUGGGCCUGCACCCCGGCUCCGGCUGUCGCUCGUGGGCCCUGGAGCUGAGGCGAGGGGGGGAUUACCGUGGAUGUAGCGGCUAA
Knipowitschia caucasica is the source of this 261-nucleotide messenger RNA. NCBI's taxonomy places the organism in Eukaryota, Metazoa, Chordata, Actinopteri, Gobiiformes, Gobiidae. The record is from the annotation of a GenBank genome assembly.